CAAAGUCAAGAAGAAUGAUGGGUUUCAGACAUACCUUCUUCCUUGGCUUGGUUUUUCUGAUUAGCCUUAUAGUUUCAGAGGCUUCUCAUCAACCUAGCUCUCCCAUUCCCAUUGUAAGGAGAAGCAACUUCCCUAAAAACUUUGUUUUUGGUUCUUCAUCUUCUGCUUAUCAGUAUGAAGGUGCAGUUGCUACUGAUGGAAGAAAACCAAGUAUUUGGGAUACCUACACUCACAAACACCCUGAGAGAAUUGCUGAUGGCAAGAAUGGAGAUAUAGCUGUUGAUGAAUACCAUCGCUACAAGGAGGAUGUUGCCAUUAUGAAGCGUAUAGGUUUUGGUGCUUACAGAUUCUCAAUUUCAUGGUCUAGAAUCAUACCAACCGGAAAGCUUAAAGAUGGUGUGAAUAAAAAAGGAAUUGACUACUACAAUAGACUCAUCAAUGAACUCCUUUCAAAAGGUAUCCAAUCCUAUGUUACAAUUUUCCAUUGGGAUGUUCCUCAAGCUUUAGAAGAUGCAUAUCAAGGCUUCUUGAGUCCUAAAAUUAUAAAUGAUUAUGGAGACUUUGCUGAACUUUGCUUCAAGGAGUUUGGAGAUAGAGUGAAACAUUGGAUCACCUUUAAUGAACAAUAUGUCUUCAUCAUAAAUGGCUAUGGGGUAGGAGCUUUUGCACCAGGCAGAUGCUCUUCAUGGCAACCAUUUAAUUGUACGGGUGGAAAUUCCGGAACUGAACCAUACAUUGUUGGUCACCACCAAAUUCUUUCGCAUGCUGUUGCUGUUAAAAUUUAUAAAUCUAAGUAUCAGGCACGCCAAAAAGGUGAAAUUGGGGUGACAUUGUUUUCCAAUUGGUUUGUCCCAUAUUCAAAUAGUGAAGCAGACAGAAAUGCUACGGUUCGAGCUCUUGAUUUUCAACUCGGUUGGUUCUUGGAUCCAGUAGUGCAUGGAGACUAUCCAGCCAACAUGAAAGCUCUUGUGAAAGACAGAUUGCCUAAAUUCACAAAAGAACAGAUUAAAUUGAUCAAUGGGUCCUAUGAUUUUAUUGGAAUCAAUUACUAUACUUCUAAUUAUGCACAAAACAAUCCCAACGUUGAUCCUUCUAAACCAAGCCUCUUGACUGAUUUACGUGCCAAUUCUUCAACUGAUCGUAACGGAGUCUCGAUUGGUCCAAAGGUGAAUGCUUCAUCUUGGCUUGCAGUUUAUCCUGAAGGACUGAAAGAUCUAAUGAUACAUAUAAAGAAUCAUUAUAAGAAUCCAAAUCUCUACAUCACAGAAAAUGGAUAUCUCGACUUUGAUAUUCCCCAAGUUUCCAAACUAAUCAAGGAUGAGGGAAGAGUUAAAUACUAUCGUCAACAUCUCUCCAAGCUUUCCGAAUCCAUCAAGGCUGGUGUGAGGGUAAAAGGAUUCUUUGCAUGGUCAUUAUUGGACAAUUUUGAAUGGUCAAGUGGAUAUACCAUGCGUUUUGGUCUGGUGUACGUUGACUUUAAACAUCGUUUGAUGAGAUUCCCAAAACUAUCUGCGAAAUGGUUCCAUGACUUCCUUCUAAGCUAAGGAUGAUUCACAAGUGCCCUUCCUAUGCUACUAUUUGCACCAUGACCACUACAAUCUAGCUACAAAGUCACUUUGUUUUUGUAAUUGCCAUCUUGGUCAUCUUAAUAAGAUAUGUUAACCUUAUUAUUGCACUCUA
Molecule: messenger RNA, 1680 nt
Organism: Cucumis melo (muskmelon)
Lineage: Eukaryota; Viridiplantae; Streptophyta; Magnoliopsida; Cucurbitales; Cucurbitaceae
Product: beta-glucosidase 12-like
Exons: 13
Coding region: 15-1544 (509 amino acids)
Biological process (GO): carbohydrate metabolic process
Molecular function (GO): beta-glucosidase activity
Source: RefSeq, a predicted model, not a curated record